AUACACAGUAUUGUCGCGCGACAAUCCAGGCUGUGGAGGUUGCUCAGUUUUAGAUAAUUGUGCAAAUAGCUGUCCUGUUUACGUUCCUGCUACAGCAUGUAUUAUAUUGCUAAAUAAGCAUUUCAAACAAAACAGACAGCACAGUCUUGAUCAAGUGGUACAAUUGGAGCCUUUGUGCUUUGGCUUUCUGCAUUUGUUCUUUUUAUGCUGUUUUCCACCCCUCCUAUCAGCUUGCAGGUCAGACUCCAGUGUCUCCACUCAAUAGCCCUCUGUAUGUAGACAGAAUAGGGGCUAUACAGCCUCUCUCCACCCUCUUUCUUUCUCCCUCCCCUCCUUUUUUUACACUCUGAUAAGUGCAUGUCCCCUGACGUCACGCGUGGCUAGAUGAGCCUCCCUGCAAUGCUUUAUCCUGCGACAUCAGUUUGGAACUGAAAGUUGAGGGGGAGGUGGCAGGUAGCCGAGGCAUCAGGUGUGCAUGCAGAGAGAAAGAGGAGAAGAGGAGCAGCAAUCAGAUGAAUGAGCUCCGUAGCAGUGGACAUUUGAUAAGGGGAGCGCGGGACUGUGCUGGGUCUAUAACAGUAUGUGUAUCUCAAGAUCAGACAUAAGAACAGCUGCAGGAGGGAGAUCAACUAGUAGUCAUCUGGGACUGGAUGCAAAGGAAGAAGACAAUGCAGUUGGACAAGAAACACUUCCAUUAGUUUGGAUUUAUGUAUGAGGGUAAUCCUUGAUUCUGCUGGACCAUGACUGGCAAGCAAGGGAGGCAGUGGAGGUCCAUGUGCAAAGGCCUGGUCCUGGGUACCCUCCUGACCAGCUGCAUGAUCCUGCUUUACUGCCUCUCCACUCCACAGAUCCAUUUCAGUCUACCCGAGGUUCCAGUGCCUUACUCCUGUGCCCACCGUCCAUCCCAGCUCCACCCCAAACCACCCACAAACAGCUCGCAACAAACCACUGGCCAGACCUGCACCCCUAAAGUGGAUAUCAUGUUCAUGAAGACCCACAAAACAGCCAGCAGCACCUUCCUCAACAUCCUUUUCCGCUUUGGAGAGAAGCACCGCCUCAAAUUUGCCUUCCCUGACAGCAGAAAUGACUUCUUCUAUCCGUAUCUUUUCCAGCGCUCCCAGGUUAAAGACUACAGACCUGGAAUGUGCUUCAAUGUUAUCUGUAAUCACAUGCGCUUCAAUGCACCCGAGGUGGCUAAAUUGCUACCCACGGACACUUCCUACAUCACUAUUCUGCGAGACCCUGCAGAGCUUUUUGAGUCAUCCUUCCACUACUUUGGCCGGCUGGUGCCUUUUACCUGGAAGAUACCAGGUGAUGACAAGCUGUCAGAGUUUCUACGUGACCCCCAUUACUACUUUGAUCCAGAGGGAUUCAACUCUUUCUACCUCAAGAAUCUGCUGUUCUUCGACUUUGGGCAGGAUAACACUCUGGAGCUGGAUGAUCCGCAGGUAGAAGAGGGGAUCAAAUUCAUCAUUGACCGUUUUCAGCUGGUCAUGUUGGUGGAAUACUUUGAGGAAUCACUCAUCCUGCUCAAGGAUGCCCUCUGCUGGGAGAUGGAUGACUUGCUCUUCUUCAAGCUCAACGCCCGCAAGGGAUCCACUGUGUCUAAACUGACCCCUGAGCUGAGGGCCAGGGCUCUUGAGUGGAACGCUAUUGACUGGAAGCUAUACCAGCAUUUCAACCAGACUUUCUGGAAGAAAAUAGAUGCAUAUGGACGUCGGCGGAUGGCUGAGGACGUGGCAGAGCUCAGGAGACGGAACGCGGAGAUGGCAUCCAUUUGCAUUGAGGGGGGUCGUGCUGUAGAAGCUGGCAGUAUCCAAGAGACAGCCAUGCAGCCCUGGCAGCCCAUUGGAGAGAAAUCCAUCAUGGGCUAUAACCUGAAGAAGAAUGUGGACAAGGCGCAUCGGAAGUUGUGCCGUAAGAUGUUGAUGCCAGAACUUCAGUACUUAACAGAGCUUGGAGUUAACCUGUGGAUCACCAAGCUGUGGGGCCAUGUCCGAGAUAUUAUUAACUGGUGACUAUGUGAGAAGAGGGGCCAAUUCAACUGUAUUAAAAGAAGAGGAAUCUGACUGUGUGGCUGAUAGAGUGAAAGGUUGAAGGUUUCUGUCACAUUUCAAUCUCAUUUUGUUGAAAUGUAUCCACACUGACUUGUUUGCAUUUCAUAUGAUUGUGUGCUGUAAUGUAUUUGAUGGGUGCUUGAGAAUUUUUUUUUUGUAGACCUCACAAUCUACAAAUACUGAACCAGUUUACUGCACGCAGUUGAGGCCUAAUAUUGUUCUCUAUGUCUGUGAGUCAAUUUUCAAAACAUUGUAAUGGAGUUCAGGACUAAUUUUAUAAGCCCUGUAAUGGAAUAAAGACAAAAGUGUUGCCAUCCCUGCACAGUUUUUAAGGUAGUUUGAAGACACGGAAAGAAUGGUACUUCACUUUAAGCUAAAUAUUGUCAAACUCUUUGAUGUCCAGAUGAAACCCCACUAAGGGCUAAAAUACAGAUGUGAAGACAGUGAAUGUAAGUAUUACAUCCCACUUUACUGUCUGUGGAGGACAAAAUUAGCCAUCAUUCAAUAAAUAGCUGAGCCUUUCUAAUUAAUGGCAGACAUUUUCACUUGUUGUAACAGGGACAGCACAGGUGCAGCACAGGUGCAACUAAUAACAUUAACAAUCGCACCGGUCCAGGGCCCCAGAGCGGCUACGUCUAAAUCACAUGUAGCAAUCAUUAUCUGCUUUUCCUGCAGUGACAUGUCAAAAUGUCUGUCAUGAAAAAGGUCUAAUAAAUAAUAUGCAAAAAAGCAAGUAAUUAAAAAGUGAUUACAGCACUAUGCAAUCAAGAAUAAAAAUAAUUUCCUUUCUUUGUCAGUUUUUAUAGCAUGUGAUAUAUUAUAUAUUUUUGCUUCUCCAGGGCACUUUGCAGUUGUAGCCAAUUCUCCUCUUUCUCCUGAUAUCACAAUGUUAAUCCUAAUAGGAUUCACCCUUGCCAGGUGUUUUGGCAGGCACAUUGAUGAUGUGGUGGGACUUUGUGUAUUAUGAGCCAAACAUUUUUUUAUUGUCAGCCAAGUAAGGUAAAUCCUAUCUAGAAACAGUGUUAAAGACCACCUACAUGUGUUACACAGCAUAGCCUGCAGAAAUAAAGGAAAUUAAAUUGAGGAAUACGUAUAUGUUUGUCCUCAUUUAUUUCUUAAUUUAAUGUCCAUUCAUACAUAUAUUUAUUUAUUCUGUAUUUCUAUGAUUUAAUACUUUAUCGUGUUUUGUAUUUCAAUAUUCAGUUAUUGAUUCAUUUACAGUAUCUGUAAUUUACUGAUUUUGUCCUCCAUACACCUCCCCAUUUUUCCUGGCAAUGUAUGAUAAUCUUUUUGUUCUCAAAAUAAAGUGAAAAUUACAUGUAAUUAAUAUUGCAUGUAUUAAAUGUUCUGUCGGAUUCAUAAAAUUGACAUCUGCCUCUCGA
This is a messenger RNA of Siniperca chuatsi (mandarin fish), 3439 nucleotides long. RefSeq names its product galactose-3-O-sulfotransferase 1a (gene gal3st1a). The record is from RefSeq and is a predicted model, not a curated record. The coding region runs from base 741 to 2018 and encodes 425 amino acids. Gene Ontology annotation, cellular component: membrane. The transcript has 3 exons. Lineage: Eukaryota; Metazoa; Chordata; Actinopteri; Centrarchiformes; Sinipercidae. Gene Ontology annotation, biological process: myelination; galactosylceramide biosynthetic process. Gene Ontology annotation, molecular function: galactosylceramide sulfotransferase activity.